GUGAAUCUGCUAGAACCAAAAGACAUGUCCUGUCCAAUCACAAAGGCUUUCACAAAUCCAUUAACCAAUGGCAAUAGUCGUUGAAUAAUUGAUUAAUCCAAGAUGGACACCAGUGAUGUAGAACUAGAAUCCGAGAACUCAAUGUCAUCGAGUCCGAGGCCGGCUCGCAAAAAUAUCAAACUAAAACUGAAGUCAGAAAAGUCCUCUGGCAGAGGCCGUCCACGAAAGAACAAGACUGGGAAAAUAGAGGACCAGAUUCAUUCCUCAGAUGAUGAUGAAAUACUUGAGACACCAAUUUUCAAGACAAUGGAAUCUGGUGAGCCUAUUCAUCAGAACAAAAAACUCAAAUGGGAUCAUAAAGUGAAUUUGCUUGGAGAGAAGGUGGUGGAUCCACUGAUCCACUGUUGUGAGAUGUGUUCUCUGCCUAUUCUAAUCUACGGGCGAAUGAUUCAGUGCAAACAUGUUUUCUGUUUCACAUGUGCCAAGAAGACGGAGAAAACAUGUGCAAGGUGUGGGGACCCAGUUCAGAGAAUUGAGCAGUCAGCGCUGGGAACUGUAUUCCUGUGCACUUAUGGGGGAUCCAAGCAUGGCAAUAACGGCUGCAGGAGGACGUACCUCUCACAGAGGGAUCUGAAUGCUCACAUCUCACACAGGCAUCUCAAGUCGGAAAUCAAAGACCAGAACAUCAGCAGCAUAGCUGCCAAAGCAGGUGCAGCCCCAGUGGCUGUGAAAACAGCAGCACCGUCUCUGGAGUCACAGGCAGCUCUUCUAGAGCAAUUCAAUGCUGCAAUGAGACAAGUAUCAGCCACAGCAGCCAUGUUGCCUCCAAGAACGGCUCAGGAACAGAUAUAUCACAGUCAGCCCUCAGCGGUGUUAAUGGGCAUGCCAGUCGUAUCUACAGUGCAUCAAACAGUGGCUGGACUUCCGGCCCCGGCUUACAUGGUCAACUCUACAUUACAGACCCCCAUGGGGCCCAUGACAGGAAUUCAGUCCAGCAACACCAUGUCUGCUAUACCCUCCCCCUCAAGUCAUGAUGGCUUCACAUCAGCUAUCCCCGUCGUAGGGGGCAACCGAAUAAAGACCCUGAUCAGUGUGCCAAUCCAAGAUGACGACUACACCAAGGCAGUUCAGCAGCCUCCUCCACAGCAGAGCUACCAGAACAUGGCUGCCACAAGUGCCAUGCCCAACAUGACCUUCCCGCCACCCUCAUUUCCUCCAGUAGGAAGCAUGGCAUCGAAUUUACACCAGAUGCCCCCCAGAAUACCCCCACCAAUGUAUUCGAGCCAUCAGUCAAUGACCCCAUCUGGGCCUCCCCCACCAGCUUUCACAAGCCCGCCCCCAAUGAUGUCCGGUCCCCCUCGGGGGCCUCCCAGAAUGACUGGGGCUCCGCCCCCAAGGUACUUUGAUGGACAGGCACCAAGGGGUCCUUGGCCAGGGCCUCCAAGGGGACCAGUGGCGCCACAACAUCCCCCACCUAGGGGCCCCCCUCCAAGACCAGAAUACAACUAUUAUUGAACUGUGUAAUCGUGUGUGUUUUUUGGCUUUUUAAUUGUUAGCUGAAGUGGUAUACAAUUCUGGAAAAUAAUGUUGUUUCCAUGGUUUUGUUGGGUCAAUAUGCUUAAUUUAAAAGUAAAAGAAGAAAAGUAUUAUGUGAAUUUUAGAGUGUUAAGUGGCAAGUAGAGUAUAAAAAGUGAACUACAUCUAUUUACUAGUUAACGCCUAAAUAAAUAAAUCAGCUGUGUAUUAUUGCUAUGAAUGUUACUUAUUAUAAACGUUACACAAAAUGGGUUAAGAUUACUUAAGUUUGUUACGACACAGACAGAGGAGGUAUGUUGCACAAUAAAACUUCUUGGAAUUUUCUUAACAAAAAUGUUUGUUUAAAAUUUCCAAGUGCCUAUAUUCUGAGUAACUGAUUAUAAAAGCUUUCAAGUA
Molecule: messenger RNA, 1932 nt
Organism: Dreissena polymorpha
Lineage: Eukaryota; Metazoa; Mollusca; Bivalvia; Myida; Dreissenidae
Product: E3 ubiquitin-protein ligase Hakai-like
Exons: 7
Coding region: 103-1515 (470 amino acids)
Biological process (GO): protein ubiquitination; regulation of cell adhesion
Molecular function (GO): ubiquitin protein ligase activity
Source: RefSeq, a predicted model, not a curated record